AUGACAUGGCCAUUGUCGCUCAUCUGGUCCAUCGACGCAGAUGCAGACGGUAAAACGGACUCACCCGCGUCCUCCGUCGUGAAGAAGAUCACUGCUGCGCCAGUGGAGCUCCUCCAACACUUCGACAAUCCCGGUUUGCCUCCCUCCGCGCGCGUGGGUGACCCGACACUCAAGCAGCGCGAGAGACAACCACUCAGCAUAUGGCAGGUUGGAAGGUUGGGCGCGUUCGCAGCGAUGAAAGCGUCCGAGUUGGUAUCGGAUGUCGUAUCGUACCAUGUUCGGGGUCCUCGACGAAAGUCAUGGGGAAUUGAGAUGACGUUACUGACGAGCAUCAUGCGAGAUGUCGGAUCACACUCGCAUCUCGGUGACAUGGCGCUCAUUCGUAUGCUCAUGAGCAUCGGCGGGUACAUCCCUCUUCCAUCCGACGCACUUGCCACUCCAGUAACCUUCCGUGUACGCAAACGCAACCUGCGGGGUAUCCUUGCCGACUUUGAUGCCGCGGAGGACGGCACUAGAGAGUUGUCGGGAGAAUGGGUAGUCGGGAAACGGACUUGGCAGAGACUGCAAAGGGAAUGGAGGGCGGUGAGGGCGAGCUCGAGAGAGAAGGAAAAGAUCAAGGAUGCCGGAUGGUCAUCGCCUGUGUCGAUGCAACAUCCGCGGAGGAAGGAGAUAGUAGUGCUGUACCUGCAUGGAGGUGCAUACUACGUUUCUAGCGCCGCCUCGCAUAGACUUGUAACAAUCCCUCUCGCCAAGAACUUGAAUGCUCGUGUGUUCGCUCUCGAUUACCGAUUAGCCCCCGAAACGCGCUUUCCUGGUCCGCUACACGAUGCAGUUUCCGCCUACCUGAGAUUGGUAGACGACCUGCAUAUACCGCCGGAGAAUAUCAUCGUCGCAGGCGACAGCGCAGGAGGUGCUUUGUCGCUCGCACUGAUGAUGUACCUGCGUGACAAUGACUAUCCCCUACCAUCUGCUGCCAUCCUCAUGUCUCCGUGGGUCGACCUAACGAUGAGCUGCGACUCGUGGGAUAGCAACGCCGAAUACGACAUCGUGCCGCGCCCGAUUCCCGGCGACCACCUGAACCCGAUCGCGUGCUACCUCGGUGAACACAUGGAGAAGUACCUCACGCAUCCAUAUGCGAGCCCGCUGUUCGGCGACCUGAAGGGCUUGCCGCCAAUGCUCGUGCAGGCAGGUGAGUGCGAGGUGCUUCGGGAUGAGAUCACACUGUUUGCGCACAAGGCGAAAAUGUCGGGCGUUGAGGUGCGGCACGAGCUGUAUGCGGACGCGGUCCACGUGUUCCAAAGUCUCCCUUUCUUCAAAGCGUCUCAGCAGGCAUUUCUCUCCUGUCGUGAUUUUGUGCAGAACUUCCUGCCGCAGUGGCAGCAGCGCUCGCCGCGCGCUCUCGAAGGCUCGACGGAAGAGAACCUCGAGCAGGAGAUCGACAACAACGCCGCGCGCGUCGUGCGCGGCGACGGCACGGAGAGCAUAUCGCGCCCCGAGGACAUCUGUGGACACAUUAGUGCGACAGGGCGCACUGCUGCCAAGGCGGACGGUGGGGAAGAGGAAGAGGACGUCUCGCCGUCGCCGAGUGAGGAGGAGAUGAGCUGGAGUGCUCAGCUGCCGACGCCAGCUGGAAGUGAAGACGAGAACAGAGACGACAGUGUCUUGAUAGCUGCGAGCAAGGCGGACCGGGAGAAGAGCAAGACGCUCUUGCCUGGGCAGGUAAAUCCGAGAUCGUCGCUGAAGAGGCUUCGCUCGACACUCUCGAUCAUUGCGGGCGCGUCGUAUCUGUCUGCGACGGACUACUUCAGCGACCCCCCACAUGAAGAGCAAGGAAACGAGCCGCCAUCUCCCAGAGCGAGGUCGCGCAGGUCAACGCUGAGCAUGUCCUCGCUGAAGCCCGUGCCGCCACCGUCGAUCCGCCGGUCCGAGCGCAGCCACCCCGACGUCCACUCGCUCAUACAGCAGUAUGCGAGCUCCGGGCCUGUGCAGGAGACAGCGACGCUUAAGUCGCAGGAGUACCGGCGGCGCCGGCGCUCGCAGACGAUGUCGUCAAUUAACAAGGAUUCAUAG
This is a messenger RNA of Laetiporus sulphureus 93-53, 2070 nucleotides long. RefSeq lists its product as uncharacterized. The coding region runs from base 1 to 2070 and encodes 689 amino acids. NCBI's taxonomy places the organism in Eukaryota, Fungi, Basidiomycota, Agaricomycetes, Polyporales, Laetiporaceae. The transcript is spliced from 7 exons. The record is from RefSeq and is a predicted model, not a curated record. Gene Ontology annotation, molecular function: hydrolase activity.